This is a messenger RNA of Ooceraea biroi (clonal raider ant), 1194 nucleotides long. RefSeq names its product DNA-directed RNA polymerase subunit beta''-like. The record is from RefSeq and is a predicted model, not a curated record. NCBI's taxonomy places the organism in Eukaryota, Metazoa, Arthropoda, Insecta, Hymenoptera, Formicidae.
AUGGAUGUGCAAUAUUGGUAUUACAGUUACAUUUACUUUAUCACCAAUAUUGUUACAUUUACUUUAUCACCAAUAUUGGUAUUUGCAUGGGUGUAUCAAUAUUGGCAGCACAUUUAUGUUUAUUUUGUAACCAAUAUUGGUGUCAUCGUGGAUGUACAAUAUUGGUAUUACAGUUACAUUUACUUUAUCACCAAUAUUGUUACAUUUACUUUAUCACCAAUAUUGGUAUUUGCAUGGGUGUAUCGAUAUUGGCAGCACAUUUAUGUUUAUUUCGUAACCAAUAUUGGUGUCAUCGUGGAUGUGCAAUAUUGGUAUUACAGUUACAUUUACUUUAUCACCAAUAUUGUUACAUUUACUUUAUCACCAAAAUUGGUAUUUGCAUGGGUGUAUCAAUAUUGGCAGCACAUUUAUGUUUAUUUCGUAACCAAUAUUGGUGUCAUCGUGGAUGUGAAAUAUUGGUAUUACAGUUACAUUUACUUUAUCACCAAUAUUGUUACAUUUACUUUAUCACCAAUAUUGGUAUUUGCAUGGGUGUAUCAAUAUUGGCAGCACAUUUAUGUUUAUUUUGUAACCAAUAUUGGUGUCAUCGUGGAUGUGCAAUAUUGGUAUUACAGUUACAUUUACUUUAUCACCAAUAUUGUUACAUUUACUUUAUCACCAAUAUUGGUAUUUGCAUGGGUGUAUCAAUAUUGGCAGCACAUUUAUGUUUAUUUUGUAACCAAUAUUGGUGUCAUCGUGGAUGUGAAAUAUUGGUAUUACAGUUACAUUUACUUUAUCACCAAUAUUAUUACAUUUACUUUAUCACCAAUAUUGGUAUUUGCAUGGGUGUAUCAAUAUUGGCAGCACAUUUAUGUUUAUUUUGUAACCAAUAUUGGUGUCAUCGUGGAUGUGAAAUAUUGGUAUUACAGUUACAUUUACUUUAUCACCAAUAUUAUUACAUUUACUUUAUCACCAAUAUUGGUAUUUGCAUGGGUGUAUCAAUAUUGGCAGCACAUUUAUGUUUAUUUUGUAACCAAUAUUGGUGUCAUCGUGGAUGUGCAAUAUUGGUAUUACAGUUACAUUUACUUUAUCACCAAUAUUGGUAUUUGCAUGGGUGUAUCAAUAUUGGCAGCACAUUUAUGUUUAUUUCGUAACCAAUAUUGGUGUCAGCGUGGGAACAACAAUAUUGGCAAUGUACCUGCAUUUUAUCAGUAA